AUGGACACAAUCACAAGCAUGGUAUAUGAAAAGCCUGUGGUGAUAUUCAGCAAGAGCACGUGUUGCUUGAGCCACUCUAUCACAUCAUUGAUACGUAGCUUUGGGGCAAAUCUCACUGUUUAUGAGCUUGAUGAAAUGACAAAUGGCCAGCAAAUUGAAAGAGCACUUGUUCAAAUGGGGUGCCAACCAAGUGUUCCAGCUGUGUUCAUAGGACAACAAUUCAUUGGCGGGUCUAAGAGAAUUAUGAGCCUUCAUCUUCGGAAUGAGUUAGUACCUAUGCUCAUUAAUGCCAAGGCUAUAUGGAUUUGA
Abrus precatorius (Indian licorice) is the source of this 309-nucleotide messenger RNA. RefSeq names its product monothiol glutaredoxin-S6-like. The record is from RefSeq and is a predicted model, not a curated record. Lineage: Eukaryota; Viridiplantae; Streptophyta; Magnoliopsida; Fabales; Fabaceae. The coding region runs from base 1 to 309 and encodes 102 amino acids. The transcript has a single exon.